AGUUCAGUUACGAUACAACAGUGGCCAUAGAUAGUUUUUGACGUUGAAUCGACGGAGAAUAUUUUAUAUCGUGGAUAGUGCGGACAACAUUAAAAUACCCGCACCAUAAAUUAAUUAUAAGUCAAUAAUUACUGUGCCCAAACACGACAUCGUAAAUAUUUUCAUACGAGUUGUAAAUUAUAAUUAUAACAAAGAUUAACCACACCGAAACCUAGGCCAUAAAUACGUGAGUGACUUAACAAUAGUAUUAGCAGCAACUACACUGAUAAACGGCAAGUUAUUAAAAAGUCCGCGGGAGAUUCUUUGAAUCAUUUGAGUGUUUGUUACGAUGACGGCUCUGUUGAUGAGAUGGUGUGUGGCAAUUGUGCUCAAUCUGGGGUUGUUGAGUGCUCUGCCGCCGAGGGAGCGGUCCCAGGUUCCAUCGCUACCCGGUGUGUCAAACAGAGUUGAUCAAACUGCAUCUCACAUAGUGGCGGCAGGGUUCCCCGAGGAGACCCACCAUGUGGUGACGGGGGACGGCUACAUCCUGCAACUACACCGCAUCCCUCACGGGCGCGGCGCCGCCUCGGGUGUGCGGGGGACACCCGUGUUCAUGAUGCACGGCCUCAUGGCCACCUCUACCGCUUAUGUGCAGCAAGGACCUGAGCUUUCUAUGGGGUUUAACCUCGCCGACGCCGGCUACGACGUGUGGCUGGGCAACGCGCGCGGCAACCGCAACUCACGCGCGCACACCACGCUCGACCCGGACCAGGACAAGCUGGAGUUCUUCGACUUCAGCUGGGACGACAUCGGCCAGCGCGACCUGCCCGCCAUGAUCGACUACGUUCUUACCACCACCGGGCACCAGAAACUGCACUACAUAGGACACUCGCAAGGAGGAACCGUGUUCUUGGUGCUGAAUUCCAUGAUGCCACAGUACAAUGACAAGUUCUAUUCCGCUCACUUGCUGGCCGGAGUCGGGUAUAUGACGUACUUCCCUGAUGCAAAUUUAGGAGCGUUGGCGCAAAGGACAAAUACUCUAUACACCAUGGCGAGAAGACUUGGCUUUGUGGAGAUAUUUCCACCGGACUCUAACUCCACUUCGCUUCCUGAUUGGCUGUUUCCUCUUACAAGAGUAAACGUCGAUUGUACAUUAUCAGGAGAUAUCUGUGAUGCUAUAAAUCUUUUGCGUAAUGAUAGACAAAAUAAAGAAGAUAGUGUUCCGACCGAACAAAUAGGAAUAUUUGGAGGAGCUGCUGUGAAACAGUACGCUCAUUACGGCCAAAAUAUAGCUGCGAAAGCAUUUAGAAGGUGGGACUUUGGUCGAAGAAGAAAUGUUGCCGUGUACGGGACAGACGAUCCCCCAAUUUAUGACAUCAGUUUGAUAACAGUGAAUACUACGAUGCAUUACACUGUGGCGGAUAACCUGCUGGACGAACGAGAUGUUUUAGAUAUGGUUCAAGUGAUGCCGAACACUAGAGCAAGGAGAGUGGCCAGAGACACGUUCCAACACGUGGACUUCGUUGUAACUGACGACGCGAAAGAGCUUGUGACAGACUACAUUAUUGAAGCUAUAGGAUUAAUGGAGAAAGAGAGAGAUGAGGCUAACACAGAAGAAGUUCCAGCCUCGCAGACAGAUGCCCCUGCCUCAGAGACAGAACCGCCUGCCUUGCUGCCAGAAGAAGUGAUAUCCAUCUCACCACCUGAUGUACCCGGCUCAUCAUCCACGCUGACCCUGGGCGUGUUGUCACAUGUUUCUAUACUGGUCUUGUAUGUCUUGGGAAGAAUAUAAAUUGAAUCAAGUGUUUAUUGGUUAGACUGACGCACAUACUUUAGUUGUAAGUACAUAGGGUUUUAAAUAUAAACGUUAUGCUAAGAUUAAUUUAACACAGAUAAGUUGUAAAUAACCUGUAAAUAUAUUUUUGAAUAAUA
Messenger RNA from Plutella xylostella (diamondback moth), 1911 nucleotides. RefSeq names its product lipase 1. Lineage: Eukaryota; Metazoa; Arthropoda; Insecta; Lepidoptera; Plutellidae. Gene Ontology annotation, biological process: lipid metabolic process. The record is from RefSeq and is a predicted model, not a curated record.